AUGUCAUUGACGGCGGUCGCGUCUUUGCAGCCGACAGCCUUCCGCCUCCUCCGACGCGUCGCCCCGCGAUCGUCCUCGGCCUCGGUCAGAUCGUUCGCGUCUCUGAGCGCGAAGCAGGGUGCCCAAACCGCGUGGAUCUCGCGCGCGCAUCCGAGCCGGCGACAGAGCUUCGGGUUCGUCCUCGCCGCCGCCGCCGCGUCCUCGCGCGACGUCUCGCACUUCUCGUCGUCCGUCGCGUUCGCGGGAUCGCGCGUCGAUCGCCUCUCGCACGCGCGUCAGCACCGCAGAGCGUUCGCGACGUCGACGAUCGUGAUGGCGUCCUCGGAGACGCACGACGCGAGGGUCGUGACGUACAACGUCUUGUCCUCGUCCCUGUGCGAGCCGACGUACUUCACGCACUGCGCCCCCGAGGAUCUCGACCCGCCGACGCGGCUGAAGAAGACGCUCGUCAAGCUCGAGGACGAGAUGAAGAAGGGCGCGGUGAUCGCGCUGCAGGAGGUGUCGCAGAAGUGGACGGGCGAGCUCCACGUGUUCUUCGCAAAGCGCGGGUACCACCUCGUGUCGUCUUUGUACGGGAAGCCGUUCAACGGGUACAUGGGCAUCGCGCUCGCGGUGCCGAUCGAUAAGUACGACGUCGUCAAGGUGGACAUCUCGCGGUGCAGCGACACGAAGCGUCUGCCGCGCGCGCCGAAACCGUCGAAAAUGAAGGAACUCCUCGUCGACAAACCGCUCGGGUUGUAUUACUUCCUGACGGGGAAGCGCGCGAAGCAAUCGGACUGGGCGCUCGCGCGCAAUCGGUUCAACACGAUCAUGUACGCGACGCUGAAGUGCAAGUCCAGCGGCGUGGAGUUUGGCGUCGCGAACUAUCACAUGCCGUGCAUGUUCCGAGACCCGCGGGUGAUGACGAUUCACUCGCAGCUCGCGGCGGCGUACGCGCAGAAGAUGGCCGGUUCCCUCCCCGUCGUCCUCAUGGGAGACUUCAACCUGAAACCCGGGGACGGCGGGUACGAUCUCAUCACCACGGGCGACAUCGAUGCCGCGCACGAGGCCGCGCCCGUCGCACCGGACGGAGAGACGUGGAGCACGGCGUUGACGUAUCCGAUGCGAAGCGCGUACCACGUCGCGACCGGCUCCGAGCCGGACUUCACGAACUUCGCGCAGAUCAAGGACGAUCCGCAGUUCAUCGACACGCUGGAUUACAUCUUCAUCUCCCCCACGGUUGACGUCGCGGAGGUGAUGCCGCUGCCACACAGGAGCGAGGUGAAGGGGCCGUUUCCGUCCGCGGUGGAGCCAAGCGAUCACAUCUUGCUCGCGGCGACGGUUCGUGUCCCGGGCAAGUGAGCGCGAGCGACGCGCCGCGCGCGCGGACGAGGGCGACGAUAAGGUUAGGUAUACAUGUAUAUGGCAUGUGUGUGUAGGCGUGUUGUCAACGAAAUCUAUCAUUGGUAUCU
This is a messenger RNA of Micromonas pusilla CCMP1545, 1451 nucleotides long. RefSeq lists its product as uncharacterized. NCBI's taxonomy places the organism in Eukaryota, Viridiplantae, Chlorophyta, Mamiellophyceae, Mamiellales, Mamiellaceae. The coding region runs from base 1 to 1341 and encodes 446 amino acids. The record is from RefSeq and is a predicted model, not a curated record. Gene Ontology annotation, molecular function: 3'-5'-RNA exonuclease activity. The transcript has a single exon.